GUGAGAGUAAAAAUCAUCUAUAAUUUUAUUAAAAAGCUUGGAAACAUUAUAUACUCGACUAUGUUACUAGAAUAAUAUUCAGGCAUUGUGUCAAAUCAAGAGAAUACUUCAAAAAGAAGGAAGAAAUUUUGUUAUAAUUAUUGUUGUUUUCAUUCUAAUGUUGAAUUAAAACGUUGAGUUAAAGUAUACAGGAAAACAAUAAAAUUAACAUCAACAUACACAAUGUCCAUAUUUACGAGGCGAAUACUUUCAUGUAUAGUUUCAAGAGAAUGGCAAUGUUUGCGACCUGUUGUCUGUAACACACAUCUUCGACAAUGUCAACUGUCAACUCAGUCUCAACCGAGCUUAGAAUCUGAUCUGUCCAACAUCCCUGAAAGUUCAGAAGUCAUGUUGGAUCCACUAACACACCCAGACUUCUUCCAAGUGCACAAACUAUUUACUGUAAAGGAUCUAUAUGAUGCGAGAGUGCAUUAUGGCCACAAGGAAAUUUCCCUUAAUGAACACAUGGAGACGUUCAUAUUCGGCUCCAGAUUGGGACAUUUAAUAAUCGAUUUAGAUCAAACCGCUGAGUUGUUGAGACAAGCGUUGAAUUUCACUGCUCAUAUCGCCUUCCGGGGCGGCAUAAUUCUGUUUAUCUCGCGCAAUCCCCAAGUCACGCAUUUAGUGGACAAAACAGCCAAGGAAUGUAAAGAGUUUUCACAGACGAGAUUUUGGCGACAAGGAUUAUUCCCGAAUUCGAGGAAUCAGUUCAAGGCGAUGACGCGGUUGCCGGAUCUGUGCAUCUUUCUCAGUACUCUGGACACAGUCAUGACUGAGCACACAGCAGUGAGACACACGGCUAAGAUGUGCAUACCCAGUGUUGGCAUAGUCGAUACGAAUUGCAAUCCGAAUCUUAUAACAUAUCCAGUGCCCGGAAAUGACGAUUCUCUGUGCGCUAUUCAACUUUAUUGCUCGUUAUUCAAAGAAGCUAUCAUGAGAGGGAAACGGGCGAGAGAACAGAUGAUACAAAGUGCAAAAUCGACAUAAAUCUGAAAUAAAUGGUAAAACAAAUAUAUGUAGAUGUACAUGUAAAAAAAUAUAACAAAGUAUCAAAGUA
Molecule: messenger RNA, 1096 nt
Organism: Atta colombica
Lineage: Eukaryota; Metazoa; Arthropoda; Insecta; Hymenoptera; Formicidae
Gene: mRpS2
Product: 28S ribosomal protein S2, mitochondrial
Exons: 3
Coding region: 223-1026 (267 amino acids)
Biological process (GO): translation
Cellular component (GO): ribosome; mitochondrial small ribosomal subunit
Molecular function (GO): structural constituent of ribosome
Source: RefSeq, a predicted model, not a curated record